UUAACUCAUCCAGUUUUAUCCCUGACUCAGAGCAAAGAUGAGCUUCGCGGACCGCUACACCUCCUCGUCCUACCGGAAGAUUUUCGGGGAUUCGCCCCGGUUUUCCGCCUCUUCCUCCCGUAUGAGCAGUGCGUCCGCUCGGGCCUCCCCGGGGCUCAGGGCCGGGGCCGGGUCGCGCGUCAACAGUGCGUCCUCCAUGGCCCUGUACAGACGGGCCGGCCGUGCUUCCAACUCUUUCUCUCUGAUGCCGACGGACUCUGUGGACUUGGCCCAGACCUCCGUAGCCAAUAAUGAAUUCAAAGUUAUUAGAACCAACGAGAAGGAGCAGCUCCAGGGUCUGAACGACCGCUUCGCCAUGUUCAUAGAUAAAGUCCGACACCUGGAGCAGCAGAAUAAAGUUCUGGAGUCUGAGCUGGUGACGCUGCGACAGAAGCAGAGCGAACCGUCCAGAGUGGCUCAACUGUACCAACAGGAGAUGAGGGAGCUGAGGUCAGAGCUGGAGGAGCUGAACCGGGACAAGAACCGCAUCCUGAUCGAGAGGAACAACCUGGAGGAUGAGCUGCAGAAGCUCAAUGUGAAGCUCGAUGAAGAAGUUCGGAUGCGGGAGGAGGCCGAGCAGACCUUGAGGGUGUUCAGGAAGGAUGUGGACGAUGCAGCCACCGUCCGUCUGGACCUGGAGCGUCGAGUGGAAUCUCUGAUGGAUGAAAUCUCCUUCCUGAGGAAAGUCCACGAUGAAGAAAUCCAGGAGCUGAGCAGUAUGAUGGAGGCCCAGCAGGUCUCUGUGGAGCUGGAGCUCGCCAAGCCGGACCUCACCUCAGCUCUGAAGGAGAUCCGGAGUCAGUACGAGUCCAUCGCGUCUAAAAACCUGCAGUCGGCGGAGGAGUGGUACAAAUCGAAGUUUGUGAGUCUGAGCGACCAGGCCACCAGGAGCAAUGAGGCCAUGCGGGCCAGCAGGGAGGAGCUCAGCGAGUUCAGGAGGCAACUGCAGUCCAAGACCAUCGAGAACGAGAGCCUGAGGGGCGCCAAUGAGUCUUUGGAGAGGCAGAUCGCAGAGAUGGAGGAGGCACACAACGCUGAGGUCACAGCUAUGCAGGACACUAUUGGCCACCUGGACACUGAGCUGAGGAACCUGAAGGGUGAGAUGGCCCAGCAUCUGAGAGAGUACCAGGACCUGCUCAAUGUCAAGAUGGCUCUGGACAUCGAAAUAGCCGCUUACAGGAAGCUGCUGGAGGGAGAGGAGACCCACUUUAACUCAGGAGUGUCAUUCGGAGCCUCCAGCUACAGCUACCAGCCCCGAAGCUCAGGAGGCUCCUCCAGAAGCAGCCAACGGGACAAAGAAAGCACCACGAAGGAGAGCUUCAAGGAGGAAAAAGACCAAGCGGACAUCAAUUCCAACAACUGAAGACACAGAGAUGGAGAAGUCUGGACAGUGACAGAUGAUGAAAUACUGUGUACGUGUAGAGAAUAUUAGUCACAUACUGUACGUGUACUGGAUGUUAAAGCACUGACACGACUGUAGGUUUCACCAACGAGCUGUUUUUUGACCAUAAAUAACGGUUUCAACCAAUCAAAUUAUUGUAAAUGAAAUAACUGCAACAACAGAAGACAUUAAACAGAAAAUGUUACAGAUAAUGAUGUGAAAA
This is a messenger RNA of Sphaeramia orbicularis (orbiculate cardinalfish), 1643 nucleotides long. Its product is annotated as alpha-internexin-like. Gene Ontology annotation, molecular function: structural constituent of postsynaptic intermediate filament cytoskeleton. Lineage: Eukaryota; Metazoa; Chordata; Actinopteri; Kurtiformes; Apogonidae. The record is from RefSeq and is a predicted model, not a curated record. The transcript is spliced from 5 exons. The coding region runs from base 38 to 1402 and encodes 454 amino acids. Gene Ontology annotation, biological process: intermediate filament organization. Gene Ontology annotation, cellular component: cytoplasm; intermediate filament; postsynaptic intermediate filament cytoskeleton.